This is a messenger RNA of Monosiga brevicollis MX1, 918 nucleotides long. RefSeq lists its product as uncharacterized. The coding region runs from base 1 to 918 and encodes 305 amino acids. The transcript is spliced from 2 exons. Lineage: Eukaryota; Choanoflagellata; Craspedida; Salpingoecidae. Gene Ontology annotation, cellular component: chloroplast. The record is from RefSeq and is a predicted model, not a curated record. Gene Ontology annotation, molecular function: phosphatase activity.
AUGGCGGAUGAGACGCAAGCGGUCGGGUUUCUCAACUCCAUCUUGGACCUGGUGGAUCGCUAUGAUGUCUUUGUUCUGGAUCAGUACGGCGUGAUUCACAAUGGCUCGGCGCCGUACCCGCAUGCAGUGGAGGUGGUGCAAAGGCUGCGGCAAGCAGGGAAAACGGUGACGAUUUUGAGCAACUCCUCCAAGCCAGCACACUUUGCGCACGCCCGCCUGAUUGAGUGGGGCUUUGGCGAAGUGGCAACCAUUGUCACGGGUGGUGAGAUGGUGCGACAAGGCAUGCGCAAUCGCUGGUCCGACUUUGCUGCCUACGGCAGCAAGUACACGCUCAUGGGUUGGGACGUGGAGACGGACGUCCUGGCAGAUCUGGACCAGUACGACCAGGCGCCAAUCGACGAGGCUGACUUUAUUCUGCUCCAGGGCAUCAACGUCCUGUCGACGGGCAGUGAGCCGGCGCCGAUCGAGGAGGUGGCGCAUUGGCAACCGCACCUCAAGGCUGCGCGUGCGAGAAAUCUACCCAUAGUGUGUGCCAACCCGGACAAGGUGGUGGUGCGCCCAGACGGCUCCCAGGGUUUGUGCCCAGGCACGGUAGCCGCCAUGUAUGAGGCGUUGGGUGGCCAGGUGCACUACGUGGGCAAGCCGCACGCGCUGGUGUACGACAAGACCCUCGAACAGCUGGCUGGUGUACCCAAGUCCCGGAUCGUCGCAGUGGGCGAUUCCCUGCAUCAUGACAUUGAGGGCGCUCUGAAGGCGGGGCUCGACUGUGUCUUUGUGACUGGCGGCGUACAUGCCCCUGAGCUCGGCAUUGCCGCCGGUGUCGGCCAAGCCCCGGAUCCCGCCCGCUGUGAGAAGCUCUUUGCCCAGGUGUUGGGGGCCGAUCGCCGACCCACCCACGUCAUCCCAGCAUUCAAGUGA